CUGUAUUUUGCAUUUUCCGUGUGUGAAUUUUUUCAAAAAUUAGGUGGUGUAAAUGGCGUGGUCCAAAUUGAUGGUCCAAAAUGGAGAGAACAGCGACGAUUUUCCCUUCAUGUCCUGAGAGAUUUUGGAGUUGGUCGAGCACUGAUGGAGGGAAAAAUCAUGGAUGAGGUAAAUGCUUUUGCUACUUAUCUUUGCGAAAAUCAAGGUCAAGUGACAAUGAAUAGUCCAAUAGCUGUUUGCGUUGGUAAUGUAAUCAACAAUAUGCUUUUUGGAAUGAGAUUCCCUCAGGGCUCUGCCGAAAUGCAUCGUCUUCACUCUCUCUUGGAUAAACAAUCGAGGCUUGUAAUAAAUCCAUUGAUGGGUUUGUAUAUUGCUGCACCGUGGACUACGGACAUUCCACUGUUAAACACAAAAUGGAAUGAUUUAAUGGCAAUUCGUUCUCAACUUUAUGAUUUUCUUCAGAAGCAGAUUGAUGAUCAUCGAGUGAGGCUUGCACAUGGUGAUCCUAUUGAAGAUGAUUUCACAUUUACCUAUAUGCGUGAAAUGGAGGAUCGACGACAAAAUGACGGCGAAAUGGGCUUCUUCGAUGACUGCCAAAUGAAAAUGCUACUAUUGGAUCUGUUCUUUGCCGGCAUGGAAACUACUGUGACCACUUUGAAAUGGGCUUUUCUAAUGAUUACUGUUAAUAUCGACAUUCAACGCAAAGUUCAAGAAGAACUUGACAACAAAUGUACGGGUAACAGAGUAACCCUAGCGGAUCGUCCACGUUUACCAUACACGCAGGCAGUGAUUAAUGUAAGCUGA
Strongylus vulgaris is the source of this 804-nucleotide messenger RNA. NCBI's taxonomy places the organism in Eukaryota, Metazoa, Nematoda, Chromadorea, Rhabditida, Strongylidae. The record is from the annotation of a GenBank genome assembly.